AUGACAAUUAGCGGCGCCCGUAUAUCACUAGCAUAUGCCAAAGAACGGGCUGAAUCGACUGUCACCGACGAUUGGCACUGCAGUGUGUGCUUAUUGUCAAACUUUCCUCGACGCACCGCCUGUUAUCGAUGUGGGACAUCAAGGGCCGACUCGGAGGCAACCGGUCCUCUUCUAACAUCCGCGCUUAAUCACUUCUCCAACGACGGGUCUAAAGAUGCAGGCGAAAUACCAUCUCAAUUCUUAUUGAUCAGAGAUCUAGAACCGAAUGUAACUGAGGAGCUAUUGCUAAAAGGCGCUCAAAAGCUAUCGGCAGACGAAUUCGCAAUUAAAAGAAUACUUCUUGUUCGAGACAGAAGAACGAAUGAAUCGUGGAGAUUCGGUUUUGCUGAAUUCUCGAACGUCGAUGAGGCAAAAAGGGCAUUCGAAAGGUAUACGGCAAUGGAUGGCGGGUUUACCAUCAAAAGUCGGCCGGUCACUGUUAGUUAUAUUCACCCUGGAGUUUUCGUCCCUAUGAUCCAGCCAAAACCUAGCAGUGAGAAGUGGACUUUCGAGCCUUUGGGAGGUAUGGGGGGUGGCGUUAAAUUGGCCUACUGGGAUGAAGAAGGGUAUUGUAAAGUCCAUUUUGCCGAAUAUGCUAUGCAAGACCCUACGAACGAACCUCAAAACAGGGCCAAGGAGGAUUCAAAGCCGAGGAAGAAGACCGACAAAACCGCGUCGGACGCCGGAAUGGCUGAGAAGACGAAAAAACGUAAAGCUGAGAACAUAACUGGAAAGGAGCCAACAAAUGCAUCGAAAAAGCUUCCAAGCCACCUUCAAUUCUGGCAGGAGAGACAUACGGAAUUACAUGGCACAAAUUUAACUGAUCACAGCACUCCCGCUGCGGCGACAGUGGAUGAGGAUGAGGAAGAUACAUACCCAGCGAAAUCAUACGCAGAUCCAGUCAAAUUAUGUUGUUACCUCUGCAGCCGACAGUUCAAAACGGAAAUGGAUGUCAACAAGCAUGAGCGUGUUAGUGAACUGCAUUUCAAAAACCUUAAAGACGAGAAAUUGGUUAAGAUAGCCGAGGCAAAACUCAGGAAAAACGGCAUAGUGCGGGACAGGGAAACAGUAGACGACGAUGGUCUAGCCUACCGAGAUAGAGCAAAGGAGCGAAGAAUCAUACAUUCGCAACCAGCAAAUCCGGGCGCCGCGAAAGGCCAACAAAAGUCAAAAGAGGUGGCGGCUGCCCGUGAGUCUCCAGAGAAAGAGACAAAGGUACCUAUUAGUCGCGGCGCUAGUCUACUUUCCAAGAUGGGUUGGACCGAGGGACGCGGCCUUGGUGCUCAAGAAACUGGUAUUACAGCACCGAUUGUUGCUGGUAUGUAUGUAGAAGGCGUAGGUUUGGGAGCUAGCGGUGGGAAGGUUGGUGAUGUUGAUGGGACGCCGGAAGCUGGUAACUAUCAGGGGUUCGUGGAGCGGACAAAAGAGAAAGCGCGAGGAAGAUAUGAAGAGUUAGAUGCUAAGGGACGCUGA
Orbilia oligospora ATCC 24927 is the source of this 1512-nucleotide messenger RNA. RefSeq lists its product as uncharacterized. Bases 1 to 1512 code for a protein of 503 amino acids. NCBI's taxonomy places the organism in Eukaryota, Fungi, Ascomycota, Orbiliomycetes, Orbiliales, Orbiliaceae. Gene Ontology annotation, cellular component: nucleus. The transcript has 3 exons. Gene Ontology annotation, molecular function: RNA binding. The record is from RefSeq and is a predicted model, not a curated record. Gene Ontology annotation, biological process: mRNA splicing, via spliceosome.